Thrips palmi is the source of this 1506-nucleotide messenger RNA. Its product is annotated as facilitated trehalose transporter Tret1-like. NCBI's taxonomy places the organism in Eukaryota, Metazoa, Arthropoda, Insecta, Thysanoptera, Thripidae. Gene Ontology annotation, molecular function: sugar transmembrane transporter activity. The record is from RefSeq and is a predicted model, not a curated record. The transcript is spliced from 5 exons. Bases 1 to 1392 code for a protein of 463 amino acids. Gene Ontology annotation, cellular component: membrane. Gene Ontology annotation, biological process: transmembrane transport; carbohydrate transport.
AUGUCCCUGGGGUGGACCUCCGCGGCCGCCGCGGUGGAGUUCGGCGCGCAGGGCUUCGUGCUCACGACCGAGGAGUGGUCGUGGGUGGGCGCCGCGCUGACCCUGGGCGCCAUGGUGGGCUCGCUGCUCGUCGGCGUGCUGCUGCGGCCGCUCGGCCCGCGCACCGAGUGCCUGGGGCUGGCCCCCAUCUUCUGCGCCGGGUGGGCGCUGCACGCCUGGGCCACCAACGUGUGGAUGCUGGUGCUGGGCCGCACACUGGUGGGGCUGUGCUUCGGCGCCACGUGCGUGCUGGUGCCCAUCUUCACGUCCGAGGUGGGCGAGAGCGCGGUGCGCGGCGCGCUGGGCAGCUACGUGGAGCUCUUCGUCUGCAUCGGCGUGCUGGUCGUGUACCUCCUGGGCGCCUACCUGCCGCUGCUGUGGCUCAACGUGUGCUGCCUGGCGGUGCCGGUGGCCUUCGCGCUGCUCUUCGUGUGGCUGCCGGACUCGCCGCGGUGGCUGCUGGGCCGGCCCGGCCGCCGCGAGGAGGCGCGCCAGGCCCUGGCCUUCUACCGCGGCCUGGACCCACUGGACCUGAGCGGCGUGGACGCCGAACUGGACGAGCUGGAGGUGGCCCUGAAGACGUACGCCGAGGAGGCGCGCGGCGUGUCGCUGGCGUCGGCCUUCAGUUCCAGGGCGACGCGGCGCGGCAUGGGGCUCGCCGUGGGCGCCAUGGUGCUGCAGCAGGUGUCGGGCAUCGACGGCGUCACCUUCUACGCCAGCCAGUUGUUCAGGGAUGCUGGUACUCUGUUCGUGACCGCGGACGAGGCCACCUUGGUCAUGGCCUCGGCGCAGAUCGUCUUCUGCCUCGUCGCUCUGCUGGUGGUGGACCGCCUGGGCAGAAAGAUGCUCCUGAUGACCUCCGCCGGCAUCAUGGGGCUGUGCUCCCUCGCCAUGGGCUUCUACUUCUACCUCAACCGCGGCGCGGCGCGCGACCGCACGCUGGACUGGGUGCCGGUGCUCGUGUCGUGCGUCUACAUGAUGGGCUUCUCGGUGGGCCUGGGCCCCGUGGCCUGGCUGUACGUCGGCGAGAUCUUCCCGGACCGCGUCAAGGGCGUGGCCUCCUCGGUGGCCAACGCGUCCAACUGGGUGUGCGCCUUCCUCGUCACCAAGUUCUUCCCCAUCGUCAACGAGAGCCUCGGCGUGCAGGUGUCCUUCUGGGCGUUCGGCGCGUGCUGCCUGGUGGGCGUCGCCGCCGUGGGCCUGCUGUUCCCCGAGACCAAGGGCAAGACGCUGGACCAGAUCCAGGAGGAGCUGAGCGGCGCGAAGGACAAGCUCGGCGAGACGGACAACGCCGGCAACACGGCGCGCCGGAAGUACGGCUCGUUCGACGACUCGGGGGCCCGCAAACACUGACACGUGUUGGCGGGCGUGGCUGCAGAGUGAAUCUCAGACGUGCUGGAGAUCGUGAUUUAAUGAAGUACAAAUGGAAGUGUGACGAAAAAAUAAUAAAAUCACUCAACAAAUUUA